AUGACCGACCAUUAUGACAUUAAAGGCAUCCCCGUUAAGGGAAGUGCUAUUCCUGAGCGGACUGAGUUCAAUACUUGGGCGACGAAUGACCCGGAGUCCAACAUCCAAGUUUCUCUCAUGAUUCGCGCACUCCAACGGUUUUACAAAAUCCCCAUCGAAGACAGAUUGUCGUACUUCCAGAUUGCUGGAAUUCAUGGAUACCCUGCCAUCUCUUGGGACGCCUCGCCAGAGCCUGCAGAGAAAUUGGGCAGAGAUGAUUCUGAUAAACCAAUAUAUGUUUACUGCACCCAUUCUACAAUCCGCUUCCCUACCUGGCAUCGCCCUUACAUGCUGCUCUUUGAGCAACGUGUUCACGAGCUUAUGUUAGAGGCCAUCGAUGCCCUGGAGUUCAAGCUACCAGGAGAGAAAGAGGAUUGGAUCGCUGAGGCCUACAAAUGGCGACUUCCAUAUUGGGACUGGGCUCGGAACCCACAGAUUCCAGACUUGUUCAAGGACCCGAUGAUCAAGAUCCGGCUUCCAAGAGCAGUGGACGGGUCUCUGCCUCCUGCCGAUCCAACUGUCAACCCGCUAUGGAGAUACGAAUGUCUCGUGGACGAGAAACCAACUCCAAUGGGCGAGUUGCCUGCUCCUUAUGCAAUAAAAAACGUUCGAUACGAUAGAGGUCCGGAAGAUUUCUAUCCAUGGGCAGAAUGCUCUGGAACAAGCAGAUGGUCCGUGGGAAAGCAGGAUUAUGAUUGGAAAGCAGGAUAUAACUAUUGGCAAGGUACAGAUUCAGCACUAAGAGCUCAUGAUUAUUACACACCUGGAGUGAGGUCAAACCCACCGAUUCCGGGAAAAGAAUCUAUAUCAGACCUCGUCUACCGAAUGAUGACAACAGACUACUUUGGUUCCUGGCGAACGUUCUCAACCACCAAGUAUACACCAAAGCAAACUCAAGAUUGGACAAGCUACUUGUCUCUCGAAUACAUCCACAACAAUUUACACGGAUUCAUCGGCGGAGGUGAUACCAAGUCCCAAGGCUUUGGGCAUAUGGAGAGUGUUCCGGUCGCGUCCUUUGAUCCAAUUUUCUACUUCCACCAUUGCAAUAUUGAUCGACAAUUAGCCAUAUGGCAGACUCUCCACCCCAACAACUGGUUUGACGGUUCAGAUGUUCAUGAUCCAAAAUCGAGCGACCCACUCUUUCCUUUUUGGCACCGAGAUGAAAACAGUGAAUGGAGGCCUUACACCUCAAAUGAUAUUCAAGCCUGGACUAAACUCGGAUACCAAUAUGAUGUUCUAGCACGGCGGUCGGAUGAAGACAAAGACGAUGACAAAUAUCUUGACAGAAUCAAAGCGUACGUUGAUAGCUACAAGAGCACCAGCAAUGCCAUUUUGAACUCGAAACGAAGCAUUUUUGGGAACGCCAAACUUGCUCCAGAUACAUAUCCAGACUACAUUGUCGAUGUGCUAUACGACCGACAUGGGAAUAACGGCUACCCGUACUACAUCUACUUCUUCCUCGGACGUGUUGCGGAUGCCGACGUCAUGGGUUCAGAGAGUCUCGCCGCCGCUCAUCCUCAGCAUGUUGGGACUAUAUAUACAUUCAGCAGUAGUUAUGAACAGGGUGAAUGUGCCAACUGCGACAAACAGAAAGCAGAAGAAGACCUGUGCACGGCACAGAUUGCGCUCACAUCGACUCUGAUUAUGCAUGCAAAAGACACGUCAAUUCCACAGUUCAACACAAUUGACCUCGAUAGCGUCACAGCAUACCUAAGCGAAAACCUGACAUGGAAGGCCGUCUCCGUUAACGGACAGAUCAUACCCGCGGCGGACUUGCCCAGCACGAAAGUGUUUGUUCUUCACGGCAAAGGGCAGCAUUUCCCGGAGCCAGAGAAGCUGUCAGAGUACUCGGACUAUCAACCGUUGCCACAGGCCACGGAAGGGAAGGACUGGGGAGCGGCACACCACGAGUACUAGCUUUUGAUGCAUUUGAGCUCGACCAAGCCGUACGGAUGGUCUCACUCUCGUUGAGGUUAGCGAGAGCAACACACUGAGGACGGAUUGUUGGGUUGGGUGGCAAAUUUCAUGCAAGGAUAAACACUCCCUGAAGUUCUUGAUGUGACGAUGCGAACGCGUGAUCUCUUUCUAAAUAUUCACUGGGGUAACAUCUAUAAUGAGAAUGAAG
Molecule: messenger RNA, 2164 nt
Organism: Verruconis gallopava
Lineage: Eukaryota; Fungi; Ascomycota; Dothideomycetes; Venturiales; Sympoventuriaceae
Exons: 9
Coding region: 1-1956 (651 amino acids)
Molecular function (GO): oxidoreductase activity
Source: RefSeq, a predicted model, not a curated record